Glycine soja is the source of this 679-nucleotide messenger RNA. RefSeq lists its product as uncharacterized. The transcript has a single exon. NCBI's taxonomy places the organism in Eukaryota, Viridiplantae, Streptophyta, Magnoliopsida, Fabales, Fabaceae. The record is from RefSeq and is a predicted model, not a curated record. Gene Ontology annotation, molecular function: enzyme inhibitor activity. Bases 63 to 587 code for a protein of 174 amino acids.
UAUAAAGAAUUCAUCACCUCAAAGAAUUGAUUUACUCCCACCCAUCCCAUUGCAACCACAAAAUGAAUUCUUUAACGCUAUUUCUCUCCUUUUGCUUGAUCCUCAUUACCAAUUCUCCUUCGCUGACAAAUGCUAAUGGUUCUGACCUAAUUUCCCAAAUUUGCAAGGCCUCAGUAAACCAAAAUGAAUGCACGGACAUCCUGACAGCUUAUCCUAGAAUUAUGCAUGCAAAUAACUUUUUUGAACUUGCAGAGGCCAUCUUGCAGUUGUCCUUAUACAAGGCAAUAGAAGGACAGAAGUUUCUUAGGACAUUGAUGAAGUCAGAAAAUGUUCCAGCCAUUGCACAAUGUGCAAACUCUGACUAUGAAAGUGUGAUUACAGCGUAUAAGAGUGCUCUAAGCAAGUUGAAAGACGAUCCUAAAACUGCUAAGCAUUAUGCCAGAGAUGCUGGUAAUGGUCCUGUUUCCUGUGAGACAGCCUUGGCUGCUACAACUGUUUAUUUUAACUUUGAAAUUUCUAAUCUUAACAUCCAAAUGGGGUCGCUUAGCUAUAUUGCAACCCUAGUCAUAGAUAAACUUAUUAUUUAGUUAUGGGUCAACUUGCAAUGUAAAUGCAUGCAUAUUUGCUACUUCGAUCAAAGGUGUAGGGAUUUGUCUUUGCUUUAGCAUUUUCUUUGAGA